Caenorhabditis briggsae is the source of this 1098-nucleotide messenger RNA. RefSeq names its product Protein CBR-LRX-1 (gene Cbr-lrx-1). Gene Ontology annotation, cellular component: plasma membrane. The coding region runs from base 1 to 1098 and encodes 365 amino acids. Gene Ontology annotation, molecular function: protein binding. The transcript has 8 exons. NCBI's taxonomy places the organism in Eukaryota, Metazoa, Nematoda, Chromadorea, Rhabditida, Rhabditidae. The record is from RefSeq and is a predicted model, not a curated record.
AUGGCAUGGUUAGUAGAGACUGUGCUAUUCCUUUUCGCCAUUCGGCAAGCUCUUCCACAGGAUGUUUACGGAGCACCACAGCAACCUUAUCCAUAUGUGCAACCUAGCGCUUCAUCAGGAUCUGGAAGCUAUAUUCCGAAUCCACAAUCCAGCAUUCACACAGUUCAACAACCGUACCCAAACGUUGACGUUGUUGAACCAGAUGUGGAUAGUGUCGACAUUUAUGAAACCGAAGAGCCCCAAUUCAAAGUUGUGAACCCAUUUUUCCCAUCAUCAGGAGGAUCAGUGGAGCCAGGAACUUUGCCUCCUCCAGUUGCUCCACCACAAGUACCGGAUAAGCCAGAUAACAGUUAUGCAAUCAAUUACUGUGAUAAAAAAGAGUUCCCAGAUGAGGUUCUCAAACAGUACGGUUUAGAGAGAAUUGAUUAUUUUGUUUAUAACACUUCUUGCUCCCACAUUUUCUUCCAGUGUUCCAUUGGUCAAACCUUCUUGCUCUCUUGCACUUCUCAGGAUCAAGCAUUCGAUAAGUCGACCGAAAAUUGUAACUUCAAAAAUGCGGUUAAAUUCUGUCCGGAAUACGACCAUGUUAUGCACUGCACCAUCAAGGACACUUGCACCGAAAACGAAUUUGCCUGCUGUGCAAUGCCACAAACUUGCAUCCACGUCAGUAAAAGAUGCGAUGGACAUCCGGAUUGCGCUGAUGGAGAGGAUGAGAAUAACUGUCCUUCCUGUGCUCGAGAUGAAUUCGCUUGUGUAAAAAGUGAACAUUGUAUCCCAGCCAACAAACGAUGCGAUGGAGUUGCUGAUGAUUGUGAAGAUGGAUCGAAUCUGGAUGAAAUUGGAUGUAGCAAAAACACAACCUGCAUCGGAAAGUUUGUCUGUGGAACGUCUCGUGGAGGUGUUUCGUGUGUGGAUCUGGAGAUGCAUUGUGAUGGGAAAAAGGAUUGUUUGAAUGGAGAGGAUGAGAUGAAUUGCAAACAAGAAGGAAAACAAAAAUAUCUUCUUUGUGAAAAUCAAAAACAAUCUGUAACCCGUCUACAAUGGUGUAAUGGUGAAACAGAUUGUGCUGAUGGAUCAGACGAGAAGUACUGCUAUUAG